Mesorhabditis spiculigera is the source of this 1128-nucleotide messenger RNA. The record is from the annotation of a GenBank genome assembly. Lineage: Eukaryota; Metazoa; Nematoda; Chromadorea; Rhabditida; Rhabditidae.
AUGGCGGCCUCGCUGGGGGAAAUGUGGCUAGUUUCGGUGCCCGGAGAGAGCAAAUCGGGCGACGCCUGGGAGAAGCUGAACCGCGGAACCGGCACCCUGUCCCAGAACUCGCGCUUCACCAUCCCGGAUUUGAAGGUCGGCACGCUCGACCAGCUCGUCGGCCUGUCCGAUGAUCUCGGAAAAUUGGACACGACCGCUGAGGCAAUCACGCGCAAGCUCGUCCAAUACUUUGGCGAGGUGCUGGAGGAUGAUCGCGACAAGCUGCCGGAGCACUUGGUCAUCGGAAACAAGGACAUCCGCUCGUACGUGACUAAGUUCCAAUGGGAGAGCGCCAAGUACCCGCUGAAGCAGUCGCUGAAGGUGCUCUCCGAGAUUAUUGGAAAGCAAGUAACGCAAAUUGACAACGACCUCAAGACCAAAUCGAUCGGCUACAACAACCUGAAGAACACGCUGAACGCCAUCGACCGCAAGGCCCAGGGAUCUUUGAUCACGAAAGAUCUGGCCGACAUCGUCAAGGCGGAGGACUUUGUGCUGAACAGCGAGUACCUCCAAACGCUGCUCGUCGUCGUCCCAAAGGUCAACGCCAAGGAGUGGGAGCAAAAGUACUCGGCGAUGCACCAGAUGGUCGUCCCCGGCUCGUCGAAGUUGAUCACGGAAGAAGGUGAACACGCGCUCUACUCGGUGACCCUCUUCAAGAAGAUCAUCGACGAGUUCAAGAAUUCGGCCCGUGAAAACCGCUUCAUUGUGCGCGACUUUGUAUACGACGAGGAGUCGCUGAAGGCCGGCAAGAACGAGCGGGACAAGCUCGUCGCCGAGAAGCAGCGCCAAUACGCCCCCCUCAUCCGUUGGUUGAAGAUCAACUUUGGGGAGAUUUUCGCCGCCUACAUCCACAUCAAAGCCCUCCGCAUCUUUGUCGAAUCCGUCCUUAGGUAUGGGUUACCUGUGAAUUUCCAAGCCGCCAUCCUCGAGCCGACCAAGGGCAGCCAGUUGUACGUUCACCUGGACGGCUCGGCAGCAGGGCCGGUUGAUAACUUCGAGGACAGCCCGGCGUUGAUGUCGUUGGGUAUGGGCGAGUACUACCCGUACGUCUUCUUCAAGCUCAACGUCGACCUGAUCGACCACAAGCGU